GAGGGAGGCGCCGGUGGGGCUGCUCGGAGUGACCACUGGCCGGAGCGGGGGAGCCGGAGCAGCGGCCAGGAUGGCGGCGGAGGGUGGCCUGGAGCAGCGGGCGCUGCAGUACGAGCAGACCCUGAUGUAUGGCCGCUACACCCAAGACCUGGGAGCGUUCGCUAAGGAUGAAGCAGCUCGCGUCCGGUUGCAGCAGGAACCCUGGAAACUCUCCCCGAAGGACCGGCCGCACGCCUCUGAAUUCCUGGAGUACGACCACGGUCGCUGUGCCUGUUGCCGUAUCUGUACUGUGCGAUGCCAAAAGUUCCUCAUCUCCAAAGUGGGCGAAGACUGGAUCUUCCUCAUCCUGUUGGGUCUGCUUAUGGCCUUGGUAAGCUGGGCCAUGGACUUUGCAAUAGCAACUUGCCUGCAAGCCCAGAAGUGGAUGUACGGCGGGCUGGAUACCAACAUUUUCUUGCAGUACAUGGCUUGGAUUACCUACCCUAUUGUGCUCAUCACUUUCUCGGCUGGCUUCACCCAGAUCUUAGCCCCGCAGGCGGUGGGCUCAGGCAUCCCCGAAAUGAAAACUAUUCUGCGUGGGGUGGUGCUGAAGGAAUAUCUCACCCUGAAGACCUUUGUGGCCAAAGUGAUUGGACUGACCUGUGCACUGGGCAGCGGGAUGCCUUUGGGCAAAGAGGGCCCCUUUGUCCACAUAGCCAGCAUGUGUGCAGCUCUCCUCAGCAAGUUUCUUUCGGUCUUUGGGGGCAUCUACGAGAAUGAAUCCCGCAAUAUUGAGAUGCUGGCCGCGGCUUGUGCGGUGGGCGUCGGGUGCUGCUUCGCGGCUCCCAUUGGCGGUGUCCUCUUCAGCAUCGAAGUCACUUCGACGUUCUUUGCUGUCCGCAACUAUUGGCGUGGCUUCUUUGCGGCCACCUUCAGCGCCUUCAUCUUCCGGGUCCUUGCAGUAUGGAACAAAGAUGAAGAAACCAUCACUGCUCUUUUCAAAACCCGCUUCCGGCUGGACUUCCCCUUCGAUUUGCAGGAGCUGCCGGCUUUUGCGGUGAUCGGCAUCGCCAGUGGCUUUGGAGGAGCCCUCUUUGUCUACUUCAAUCGCAAGAUUGUGCAAUUCAUGCGCAAACAAAAGACCAUCAACCGCUUCCUGAUGAAAAAGCGCCUGCUUUUUCCUGCUCUGGUCACAUUCCUCAUAGCAACGCUGACUUUCCCGCCUGGUUUUGGGCAAUUCAUGGCAGGCCAGCUCACCCAGAAGGAGACCUUGGUCACCUUGUUUGAUAACCGCACAUGGGCAAAGCAGGGCUUGGCUGAAGAAUUUGAGUUUGGUGGGGUUUCUGAAGCCUGGAAGCACCCUCGUUCCAAUGUCUUUGUCACCUUGGUGGUUUUCAUCCUCAUGAAGUUCUGGAUGUCAGCUCUGGCUACCACCAUCCCAGUGCCUUGCGGGGCAUUCAUGCCAGUCUUUGUCAUUGGGGCAGCUUUUGGGAGGCUGAUGGGUGAGAGCAUGGCAGCUUGGUUCCCAGAUGGCAUUCACACUGACAACAACAUCUACCGCAUCGUGCCAGGAGGCUACGCAGUGGUGGGUGCAGCUGCCCUCUCUGGUGCCGUCACCCACACAGUCUCCACCGCGGUCAUCGUCUUUGAGCUGACGGGCCAGAUCUCGCACAUCCUGCCAGUUAUGAUUGCAGUGAUCCUGGCUAAUGCUGUGGCCCAGAGCUUGCAGCCUUCCCUGUAUGACAGCAUCAUCCGGAUCAAGAAGCUGCCCUACUUGCCAGAGUUGGGUUGGGGACAUCAGGAGAAGUACAAUGUGCGUGUCGAGGACAUCAUGGUGCGUGAUGUGCGCUACAUCACCCUGAAUUGUAGAUACCGGGAUCUUCAGGAAGUGUUGCACAGUACCAAGAUGAAAAGUCUAGCCCUGGUGGAAUCAGCUGAAUCCAUGAUCCUGCUAGGAUCCGUGGACCGCACUCAGAUCGGCUCCCUCCUCAGUGACCAGCUGAGCCUCGUUCGUCGCCGGCAGUUUAUGCAGGAGAAAGUCCAGCUGGAGCACCGAGCUCCCGAGAAGAGCCAGGAAGGCAAGGAGCCUCACCACGUGCCAGACACGGGAGUGCGCUUUCAGAUUGUGCCAAAGGAAUCCUCCUUCCUCCCUCCACAAAGCGAAUCCCGCAAACCCCUGAAGCCAGCUCUGAAACGGGUCCCCAGCACUUUAUCGGAGAAUGCUUCAGCUGGGACGACAGAGACACCGGGCAUCACCCUGAGGAACCUUUUUUGCGCCAACUCAACAACAGAGUCGAUGGAGGAGGAGAAUUCAAGUGUGUCCGAAAAGCACAAGUCGAAACGCGUCCGCAUUUCUGUGGUGGAAGAAUUUGAUCCAGUUGGCGAGAUGACCCCAGCCGAGAUUCUGGAAUGGGAGGAGCAACAACUAGAUCAGUUGGUCAACUUCAAUAACUGCAAGAUUGAUCCGGCCCCCUUCCAGUUGGUAGAACGCACUUCUUUGCACAAGACACACACCAUCUUCUCCCUCUUGGGAGUGGACCACGCUUACGUCACCAGCAUCGGGCGCCUGAUUGGUGUGGUGACCCUCAAGGAGCUGCGCAAAGCCAUUGAGGGUUCGGUUACUGCCAAAGGCGUGAAGGUGCGGCCACCGCUGGCCAGCUUCCGGGACAGUACAACCAGCAGCAGUGAGAUGGAGGCCACUGAAAUCCACCAGCUGUGGGACCGGAGGCAAAGACACUCCAUUCCUCGUGAGUCCAGCCCUUCCGAGAGUGAUGACAAAUGCCAGUGAUGGUGGAGUAGAUCCUGCCAACCGAGAGACAGUUCACAUUGCCAUGCCUUGGCUGUUCCUGUUGCAGCUGGACCUCUUCUCUGGAGGCCUCCUUCUCUCUACAUUCCAGCUUGGAGAUCCAUGGCAACUGCUUCAACAGGAUAGUCCGUUCCUGGAAAAACUGGAGAUCUCCAUCCUGAGCCUUGAAGCUGAGCCUGGAGAUGCACCCAUAGCCCAGCUGCCCCAUUUGCCCCAUCCUUGGUCUCAGGGUUCAUUCAAGACUUUACCUCCCCACUCUCCCAUCAUCCCACUAUCCAGCAAGGAGGGAGGCUGAUGGAGAUGGGGAAGGAUGUGCCUGUGGGUCUUUUAAAAUACCUUCUGCUCAUCUCAAUGUCCCAGUACAGGUCACUUGAAUCCAAAGGCUCAUUCAUCUCCCCUGGGCCAUCUCCAAGCAUAGCUGAAGACCUCAUUAACUUGUUCUCAGCAGCUCUGCAGGUGGAUUGGGCCACCCCACCUGAAAGGAGCUGGUUUAGCAUCUGUCUUCCUUCAGUCUCGUCACUGUGCCGCACUUCGGGUUGGAAAGGAAAAAGGAAGUUUGUGGCAUGCAUGGAUGCCCUUGUGGCAUCUGUGGGCAACUUCCUAAUGCAGGUGCUGAGAUCUCUGGGCAUCUCUUGGCAUGCUCUGAGUCUUCCCCUUCAAAUCUUAAGUGCUGCCCAGCCGUACUGUGUAUGGCUAGCCCUCUGUUUAGAAGAAGUCCUAAAUAAUGGAUAGGGGUGGAGGAGUCUGGGGUUUUGUUGGUAUGACUUAACGACACAUGGCACCCAAAUAAAGCAAACACUGGAUAUCUUGA
Messenger RNA from Candoia aspera, 3596 nucleotides. RefSeq names its product chloride voltage-gated channel 2 (gene CLCN2). Gene Ontology annotation, biological process: chloride transport; transmembrane transport. The transcript is spliced from 24 exons. Lineage: Eukaryota; Metazoa; Chordata; Lepidosauria; Squamata; Candoiidae. The record is from RefSeq and is a predicted model, not a curated record. Gene Ontology annotation, cellular component: plasma membrane. The coding region runs from base 71 to 2767 and encodes 898 amino acids. Gene Ontology annotation, molecular function: voltage-gated chloride channel activity.